CACAACCCAGCCCCUCUCAAGCCAAGUUUACCCUGCUUUAUGCAGGGUUUCUUGCACUUGUGGGGUGCUCAGGACCUGUAGGAUUGAACACUCAAGGGAGAAGUCAGCCUGCUUCCUCUUUAUUCAUUUCUCAAUCUGACUUCUUCAGCCUGGCCACAUAACCUUGCUUUCCACCACCUGGUCUGCACUCACCUGCCCUGUGCAGCUCAGCUGGGAUGAAGGGGGCUCUCGGACCCCUCCUGCUCUCCCUCCUUCUGCUCCGCCAAGCUGGAGCAUGGUCCGGAGCCGGUGCAGACGCCGCCCUGGCAGAGCUGGUCGGGACCGCGGGGGAGACGGUCACGUUUCCUCUCGAGAUCCCGGCAGGUGAAACAUUAGAUAAUACUGUCUGGACGAUUGGCACAGAGAGUCUAGCAACGGCGGUACCAGGAGACCCCCCGAGUGUCCUUGUGUCAAACAGGCGCUAUAGGGGCCGCCUGCGUGUCCCCAACGCCGGCCUCGCACUGCACAUCACCGACCUGAGGCCGGGGGACGCGGGGUCCUACACAGUUAGAGUCAACACGGAUAAAAACGAAUUCACCCGGUUCUUCUCACUGCGGGUCUACGAGCGACUGCCCCAGCCCACGAUUCACUGCAAUGCCCAGAGCUGUGCAAAUGGGCUCUGUAACACCACUCUGAGCUGCACCAUCCCCAACGGAGGCAGCAAAGAGACCUACAGCUGGAGCACCCCACAGCCCCUCAGUAUGACUGCUCAAGGAUCCAUUGUGGUCAUCUCUCACCCAGAUCUUAUGAUAAACGUCACGUGCACAGUGCACAACCCCGCCAGCAGCAGCUCCACGACGGCCUCUGCCAAGGCCCUUUGUGCAGCCUCAUCGUUGUCCUACUGCCAGGCCAAGGGGCUCAUCCUGCUGUUGGUGCUGGGGGCGCUGAUCACCGGGACCGUGGCAGUGCACAUCAUGGCUGGCAAGCAGCCGAAACGGGACUGAGCAGGGCCCAGCCCACACCAGCCCUGCUCCGCUCCGAGACAGAAGGAUGAGGGAGGCUGCAGCACGGAGGAGAAGCAGCCGGUGGGCUGCAGGGGUCCGACUAUGAGUGUCUAAGUCCUAUUCCUAAAGCGGAACAGGCACCCUGGAGGAGAAGUGCCACCCCAUCUCUGCCUCCUCCCCUUGCCCAGCACUGGCAACGAACCAUGGCCCCCAGUCUGCAGGGCAGUCACUGGCUGGGCUCAGGGGCCCACAGAUAUGGGCAAGACACAAUUCUGCUGUCCCCGGGUCAGCUGCAGCCUCGAAACAAACUUUCCCUCCUCUGCACUGUCUGCGUCUCUGAACCCUCAGGGUCAAUCCUCCCCCCACGCCCCAAGAGCCCCAUGAGGUUGCACUGUGGCCCCCAGGGCUUGUUCAGCCAUCAGCACUGUGGGUGCCAACGUCCCUGGGAGGCAGGAUCUCCACUGGCAGGAGUAAUGCCCAAGCACCCCCCCCCCCGCACGCGCGCGCACACACAUUUUAUUGCUUUUGACUAACUACAGUUCGUUUCUGCUGAAAAUACAGUUCAUUUUUAAUUUCGGGUUUUAUCUGUAAGGGUUCAAUAAACUUGCUUCUACUUUA
This is a messenger RNA of Alligator mississippiensis (American alligator), 1601 nucleotides long. RefSeq names its product SLAM family member 9-like. The record is from RefSeq and is a predicted model, not a curated record. Gene Ontology annotation, biological process: T cell activation. Gene Ontology annotation, cellular component: external side of plasma membrane. The transcript is spliced from 4 exons. Bases 216 to 983 code for a protein of 255 amino acids. Lineage: Eukaryota; Metazoa; Chordata; Crocodylia; Alligatoridae.